This is a messenger RNA of Daucus carota subsp. sativus, 1892 nucleotides long. RefSeq lists its product as uncharacterized. Gene Ontology annotation, cellular component: nucleus. Gene Ontology annotation, molecular function: dGTPase activity. The transcript has 19 exons. Lineage: Eukaryota; Viridiplantae; Streptophyta; Magnoliopsida; Apiales; Apiaceae. Gene Ontology annotation, biological process: dGTP catabolic process. The record is from RefSeq and is a predicted model, not a curated record. The coding region runs from base 245 to 1651 and encodes 468 amino acids.
GUCACCACAAACAUGAGCCACAAAGUGACAAAGAGCAGCAAGCAACUCUGCUGCUGCCAAAUUUUCAGUAUUUAAACUCACCUCCCGCACCACUCCGCUUCUCUCUCUAGCACUCCCCCCUUCUCCACCUCUCUCUCCACACACACACACACACGUUCUCUGUAUAUCUACAAAGUAAAACCCUAGCUACUCCACUAUAUAGUUUCUAAACAUUUUCUACUCCAUUUGUGCUAUUAAGUAAUCAAUGGGAGCUAUCAACAACGACGACUAUCCGCGCUAUCUCUACGCCUCAUCCAUGGCGGACCGCCGUGUUUCUAAGCAAGUUCACGAUAACGUUCACGGCAACAUUUAUCUCGAUCCUCUCUCUUUGAAGUUUGUUGAUACUGAACAGUUCCAGAGACUUCGUGACCUGAAACAACUAGGUCUCACAUACCUGGUUUAUCCAGGGGCAGUACAUUCUAGGUUUGAGCAUUCAUUAGGGGUGUAUUGGCUGGCUGGUGAAACUAUUCACAAGAUCAAGAUUGACCAGGGCUCUGAACUCGGCAUUGAUCACUUUGAUAUACAGACAGUAAAACUUGCUGGGCUGCUACAUGAUGUGGGCCAUGGACCUUUUAGCCACAUGUUUGAGAAAGAGUUUCUUCCCAAAGUUCGUCAUAACCACAAUUGGUCUCAUGAGCAAAUGUCUUUAAAGAUGAUUGACUACAUUGUUGAUGAGCACAAUAUAGAAAUUGAUCCUGACAUUCUGAAGAAAUUGAAGGAGAUGAUUGUUUCAAGUUCUGAGGAUACUUCAUCAACAAGUUUGAAAGAGAAACGCUUUUUGUAUGACAUUGUUGCCAAUGGUCGAAAUGGAAUAGAUGUUGACAAAUUUGAUUACAUUGUUCGGGACUCUCGGGCUUGUGGUUUGACAUGCUGUUUCCGUUUUGACAGACCUCUGGAUACCAUGCGAGUUAUAGGUGACGAGAUAUGUUAUCGUGCCAAGGAAUAUCUUACGAUAUACAAGCUGUUUUCCUCCCGUGCUGACUUGCAUAGAACAGUCUAUACACAUGCAAAAGUGAAGGCAAUAGAACUCAUGUUUGUUGAUGCCCUCACUAAGGCACAUAAUCACCUUGAUAUCUUGUCCUGCAUUGAUGACCCAGCUGAAUACUGGAAGUUAGAUGAUUCAAUUAUGAAACACAUUGAAACUACUAGAAGUGAAGAGCUCAAGGAGUCAAGGGAUCUGAUCUCGCGCAUUCGUCGAAGAGAUCUUUAUCAGUUCUGCAAUGAAUUCACUGUUCCCAAGGAUCAGCUGGAAUACUUCAAAGAUGUUACACCCCAAGAUAUUAUUUGUUCCCAGAAAGCUGGUGUUACACUAAAGGAAGAAGAUAUUGCAGUGAGCAAUAUAAAAAUUGACAUGACACGUGGAAGGAAAAAUCCUCUAGAAAGUAUCAAUUUUUUCAAGGAUUAUGAGUGUAAUGAAAAAUUCCCUAUUCCUGAUGAAAGGAUCAGUCUUUUGUUGCCCGAGUGUUUCCAAGAUAAGAUAGUCAGAGUGUACUCCAAGAAGCCUGAACUGGUUGAAAUAGUUUCUGAGGCUUUUGAGAACUUUCAAGUGAAGAAUUAUGGAAUGAAAACACAAGUUCAUGGCACUCCCCAGAAGAAGAGACAGAAGAAGUAGCUGCCAGUGGCGCAUCAGUUUGGUUUCAGCUGGAGCAUGUACAUGACUCUCUAAAUACAAUGGUACUUAAAAAAACAUACCAAAAUUUUGUUGCGGAUUAUAUAUAUAGGUUAUGAAAACAUAAAAAUGUGAACUAUAUGAUAUUUGAAUCUCGCCGCUAUGAAAACAUAAAGAUGCGAGCCAUAUGAUAUAUUGAUAUAACUGCUUGAGCAGAAUAUGUGGACCACGUGUAUCUCACCUG